Molecule: messenger RNA, 1575 nt
Organism: Suillus fuscotomentosus
Lineage: Eukaryota; Fungi; Basidiomycota; Agaricomycetes; Boletales; Suillaceae
Product: alcohol oxidase
Exons: 6
Coding region: 1-1575 (524 amino acids)
Molecular function (GO): oxidoreductase activity, acting on CH-OH group of donors; flavin adenine dinucleotide binding
Source: RefSeq, a predicted model, not a curated record
AUGCCAAUACAACAUGAUCCUGCCGAUGUCGGUGCAGAUGCUCGAUUUUCGGAUACGAGCGUGCCACGUAGAGGCCUGUAUGACUAUAUCAUAGCUGGAGGAGGAACCGCAGGAUGCGUCCUUGCAAGUAGGCUAACCGAGGACCCUACAAUAUCUGUAUUACUUCUUGAGCGUGGCAGCGUUCACAACACGUUCACCAUGCGGUGUCCUCUUUUGUCUUCAUCAUAUGCCCAGGGGAAACAUCCCUCUGUGCGAUGGAAUAGCACACCUUUAACCGCUGCUAAUGGUCGUGUCCUUGAAAUUCUCACUGGCACUGUAUUAGGUGGAGCAUCAAGGUUUAAUUCGAUGCUUUACACUAGAGGUAGUCCUGCGCAGUAUGACGAAUGGAGGCGGCAGGGACGCGUUGGUUGGAGCUAUGCCGACCUCGAACCAUACUUUAUCAAGUCCGAGAAUGCGGUCAGCACUUCAGGGUAUUAUCAUGGCACCGAAGGACCAUGGAGCAAUCGACAUUUCGACAAGUUCCUUUUCAAGCCUAAUGUUGCUACCAGUGCUGUGAAAGCUGCCAAGGACCUCGGUAUAUCGUACACUGAUGAUGUCAACGCCCCAGAAGGACCUUGCGUGUCCUGCGCAAAAAUUCCCGUCACAUUGGCUUCAGAUGGGAAGCGUCUGUCUACCUUCGAUGCUUUUCUUCCUCCCUUGAUCACCACGCAGAGGCGAAGGGUCGCGAUUUGCACCGACACGCUUGUCACAAAGAUCGAUUUCGAUGUUGGCGGCGUGCAACCGGUUGCAUCGGGAGUGUUCUUCAAACCAUACGAGUCCACUCCAAAACAGCGACCGUUCUACGCGAGGGAUCAAAGUCAUCAAGGAUUUGCCAGGCGUUGGCCGCAAUUUGAUCAUGUUGGCACCACGAUCACGUACAGGGUCUCUGACACAUUACACGCGCUUGAGAGCAGUUUAACGCGAGCAUUGACUGAAUUUUUGAAUUACCUGAUACGCGGUCGGGGACUAUUCACGAAUCCAUCCGUGCAGGUGUCGAUAUUUGCCAAAUCGGAUAAUUUGGGAGAUGAUGCAGAGCCUGGCGUCGAGGAAACCAAUCGUGAAACAUUUCCCGAUAUUGAAAUCAUGCCCAUUCCCCAUGAAUGCACCUAUGUCACAUCCCAGAAGUCUCAGGGCUUCUUCUCUUUCAUUUGCGUUCCUCUGCAACCCAAAUCAUCGGGCACGGUGGAGCUUUUCUCUCAUGACCCCUAUGCAAACCCAAAAGUAGACCUCGGGUUCUUCACGCGCGAGGGAGAUAUCGAGGUUGUCAGGAAGCUUGACGAGCAAUUGGACGCCUUCAUCGGACAGAACGUCCGCACAACAUACCACUAUGCAUCCAGUUGUCGCAUGGCUCAGGAACAUGACACGGUCCCAGGUGUUGUUGACGAUGAGCUCCGCGUGCAUGGGGUUUCUCGCCUGAGGAUCGCAGAUGCAAGCAUUUUCCCAGAUAUAGUUGCGACUCAUCUCCAGGCUCCGGUUGUGAUGGUAGCUGAAAAAUGUGCCGACAUGCUGAAGAAAACAUGGAGCGCAACGAAUUGA